CGCUGGAGCUGUAGAGGAAGAGAUACGUUAUGGGGGGUGUUUAUAACAGAGAUGCAGUACCUUACCUUCAUCACAACUCCCCUGUCCUCAUAUCAUUGUGUAGCCUAGCAGGGACAGUGAGGCCAUCACGCUAAACCAUUAUGACGGCUACAACAGAUUUCAGCCAUGCCAUGGGCGAUAUUGAAACCAACGGCGCCGAUUACGAAUAUGAUGAGGGUUAUACAGACGAGGUCUGUAACAAGAACGGCGUUGUCAAGUUUGGCUCCAUCGCCACCCCUGCCUUCUUCUCUGUGGUGACUAUCCUGAGUCUAGCGGGCAACAUCCUGGUCCUGGCCAUCCUGGCCAAGUACGAGAACCUCAAGUCUCUCACCAACAUCUUCAUCCUCAACUUGGCCCUAUCUGACCUGGUUUUCACCUUUGGUCUGCCCUUCUGGGCAGCCUACCACAUCUGGGGCUGGACCUUUAGCCUGAUCCUCUGCAAGACCGUUACCUUUGUCUUCUACGCUGGCUUCUACAGCAGCGUUUUGUUCCUGACCAUCAUGACUAUCCACCGCUACCUGGCCGUGGUGCAUCCUCUGUCCGACCACGGUUCCCAAAGGGGCUGCUACGGGGUCACAGUCUCUCUCGUCAUCUGGGUUGUUAGUUUUGUGGCGGCCGUCCCUGCUUUGAUUUUCAGCUCUGUCCAAAAGAACCCCCAUGAAGAAGACAACCAUUUUUACUGUGAAUACUGGGAUCCGCUGUGGAAGAGAGUGGGCAGCUACCAACAGAACAUCUUCUUCUUGGCUGCUUUUGCAGUGAUCGGGUUCUGCUACGUGAGGAUAUUGAGGACAAUCUUCAAGUCAAGAUCACACAUGAGGCAUCGAACCGUGAAGCUGAUCUUCAGUAUCGUGGCAGUAUUUUUCAUUGGCUGGGCGCCUUACAACGUGGUGAUAUUUCUGAGGUUGUUGACCGACUACUCCGUAGCACCUUUCAAUACUUGUGAGGUCAGCACAUGGCUUGACUAUGGGUUCUAUGUGUGUCGACUGAUUGCUUUCUCCCACUGCUGUCUCAACCCUGUCUUCUACGCAUUUGUUGGGAUUAAGUUCAGAAAUCACUUGAAGGUGAUCUUGCUGAAGCUUUGCCAUCGCCAAAGCACCAUGGAUACACAACAGAUUAGAUUACCCAACAUUUACUCGAUGGGAUCAAUGUACUAGCACAGGGGUCUUCAAUCUUUUCUUGCCCAGGGACCCACGCCAGGCAAACCGGCGACCCAAAAUAAGUCACAUCUGGUCAAAUCAAAAUCUAAUUUAUUGGUCACAUACACGUGUUUAGAAUAUAUUAUUGCGGGUGUAGUGAAAUGCUUGUGCUUCUAGCUCUGACAGUGCAGUAAUAUUUAACAAGUAAUAUCUAACAGUUUCACAACAUAUACCCAAAAUACACGUAAAUCUACGUAAGGAAUGGAUUAAGAAUAUAAAUACAUAUGUCAGAGCGGCACUGGACUAAGAUACAGUGGUGUAGUAGAGAAUACAGCAACUAAGAUAUCGUAGAAUAGUAUAGAGGACAGUAUAUAUACAUAUGAGAUGAGUGAUGCACUAUUUACACACAAUUAAAGUGACUAAGAUAUCGUAGAAUAGUAUA
Messenger RNA from Oncorhynchus gorbuscha (pink salmon), 1617 nucleotides. Its product is annotated as chemokine XC receptor 1-like. NCBI's taxonomy places the organism in Eukaryota, Metazoa, Chordata, Actinopteri, Salmoniformes, Salmonidae. The record is from RefSeq and is a predicted model, not a curated record. Gene Ontology annotation, molecular function: chemokine receptor activity. Bases 141 to 1193 code for a protein of 350 amino acids. The transcript has 2 exons. Gene Ontology annotation, biological process: immune response; G protein-coupled receptor signaling pathway; chemotaxis. Gene Ontology annotation, cellular component: membrane.